AUGUCAUCAUCAUCAGAGUUCUCCAGCGUUCAUCUAGAACACGCGGUUCCCAACGUCGCCGGCGACUUCGACAUCGCCUGCUCCCCCGGCACUGAUAUCUGGGAUAAGGCCCCUGCCACCCACCAGUUCAACGCUCCCAUCAUCUACCGGACCACAACGAAGGAUGCCUUCAUCUCCGCCACAGUGGCGGUCUCCGCGGAUUGGAAGGACAGGUACGACCAGGGCGGCCUCUGUUUCGUCAUCAGGGCCGCGGACCGGACUCGCUGGAUCAAAAUUGGCAUCGAACUGGACUUCGGCGUGCCCAACGCCGGCGUCGUCGUGAAGGACAAUUUUGCGGACUGGAGCCUGCGGCCGCUGCCGUACGGGUCCACAAACAGCAUCGCCGUCCAGGCAAGGAUCCAAGAGGACGGCGAUCUCUGGGUGUAUGCCUUGGGCCCGAACGAUGAGCGCAUCGCCAUGCGUCAGAUUACCUGGUGGGAUGCUCUUCCCGGAAACACGGAGAUUUGGGUUGGGCCGUACGCUGCCAAACCCGCCUACGAAGGCGGAAAGGAACCUCUCAAGGUCCACUUCAACCGUCUGUCCGUCGACACUCGGUCAGAUGUCGCGCAGUAA
Colletotrichum karsti is the source of this 612-nucleotide messenger RNA. RefSeq lists its product as uncharacterized. NCBI's taxonomy places the organism in Eukaryota, Fungi, Ascomycota, Sordariomycetes, Glomerellales, Glomerellaceae. The record is from RefSeq and is a predicted model, not a curated record. Bases 1 to 612 code for a protein of 203 amino acids. The transcript has a single exon.